AUGGGAGGCGGAACUCCAGGACUUCUGGUUGAGGGCGCACCCACCAGCGAAAUUGCAAACGAGCCAGAGCUAGAGCUCUCGGAACAAUUAAAUGCAGAAAUCCGCCACAGCUAUAUCAAAGAUAAAAAGCUAGGAGAGGGUACCUAUGCCAUUGUGUACCUUGGUCAUCUUCGUAGUGACCCAACAUCUCUCGUUGCAAUUAAAAAAAUAAAAGUCAAUACCGAAUAUAAGGAUGGUUUGUCAAUGGAUGCGAUCCGUGAAGUAAAAUAUCUCCAAGAACUCUCACACCCGAAUGUGAUUGCGCUCCAUGCAGUUUUCUCGUCUAAAGAUCGAAACUUGAAUCUGGUCCUGGAAUACUUGCCACUUGGCGAUUUGGAAAUGCUGAUCAAGGAUAGUACUAUUCAGUAUGGCGCUGCCGAUAUAAAAGCUUGGAUUGGCAUGUUGAGUCGCGGGGUCUGGUUCUGUCAUGAAAAUUUUGUUCUGCACAGGGACAUCAAACCCAACAAUCUAUUGAUCGCAUCGGACGGUGAAGUCAAACUCGCUGAUUUUGGACUUGCCAGAUCAUUCGCAGAUCCUCGUCUAAACAUGACUCACCAGGUGAUCACACGCUGGUACAGACCCCUAGAACUCCUUUAUGGUGCCCGUCAGUACUCUGGAGCGGUGGAUGUAUGGUCCAUGGGAAUGGUUUUCGCAGAAUUACUACUCCGAGUUCCUUUUGCCGCGGGGAAUACAGACCUGGAUCAAAUAUCCAAAAUAUGCGCUGCGUUUGGCACACCAACCGAAGAAAAUUGGCCUGGAGUGACCAAACUUCCCAACUUUGUUCCAGUCGAAGAGAGUCAAAUCAUACCCCUGCAAGGGAAAGAUUUCUUUCUUCGCCAGUUUCCAACCGUAGGAUCCCUUGGAGCAGAUUUGUUGGCAUCAAUGUUAAAACUUGAUCCCCGGAAACGAAGCACCGUGAAGCAAAUUCUCCAGCACGCAUGGUGGGCCGCGGAACCUAAACCAACUCAGAAAGAAAAUCUUCCUCGCAAAAGCGGCGGUGCGAAGAAAAUGGGCGAUGAUCUAAGUCGAAAGGGAGGUGAAAUUGGCAAACCCUUCCAGAAUGCGGCCCGCCGACUUGAUUUUGGAGGACUUCUACAUAAGUAA
Uncinocarpus reesii 1704 is the source of this 1143-nucleotide messenger RNA. Its product is annotated as serine/threonine-protein kinase crk1. The transcript is spliced from 2 exons. Gene Ontology annotation, cellular component: transcription factor TFIIH holo complex; nucleus; cytoplasm. Gene Ontology annotation, molecular function: RNA polymerase II CTD heptapeptide repeat kinase activity; ATP binding; cyclin-dependent protein serine/threonine kinase activity. The record is from RefSeq and is a predicted model, not a curated record. Bases 1 to 1143 code for a protein of 380 amino acids. Gene Ontology annotation, biological process: positive regulation of transcription by RNA polymerase II; protein phosphorylation. NCBI's taxonomy places the organism in Eukaryota, Fungi, Ascomycota, Eurotiomycetes, Onygenales, Onygenaceae.